AUGAUUCGAUCAAUCUUAACAACAGCAGCUAUUUCACUUCUUUUGCUAACAAAUUACUAUCAAACACCAUCCUAAACAAUCAAUGAGUUUGAUAUUUGGUAAUUAAAGCAUUAGAAGAUUUAUAUUGGUGAAGAAAGAAUCUAUAGAGAAGCUGUUUAUCAAGCUAAUAAGCAAAAGAUUGAAAAUCACAAUAAAGAUGAGACCAGAACUUAUGAUAUGGGAGAAAAUCAAUUUAUGGCAUUGACUUAAGAUGAAUUUAUUUCAUUAUAUUUAACUUAGGUGGAUGCUCCAAAAUUAGAAUAAUAAGAACAAAUAGAAGAAAUUUUUGAUACUUAGGAACCACUUAAAUUUGUUGAUUGGAGUUCCUAUACCACAAUUAAGUCAUAAGGAUAAUGUGGAUCAGGUUGGGCUUUUUCUGUCAGUAAUUCCAUUGAAGCUUGGUAUGGUAUAAGAGGAGGAAGAAAUAUUACAGCCUCAGCUUAAUAAUUAAUUGAUUGUGAUGUCUAUUCAAAAGGUUGUUAUCAAGGAACCAAUUAUAAUGCUAUGCAUUAUGCUUAAUAAGUUGGAUUGAUGAACUCUAUGAGUUAUCCAUAUAUUGGAUAAUAAUAAGGAUGUAGAUACAAUAGAGGAGAUUAUAGAAUCAAUAAUUAUUAGUUUGUAGGACGUGAGUAAUAAACCUUGUAACAUUAUAUAUAAAAUUAUCCUGUUUCAGUCGGUGUUGAUGCUUAGAAUUGGUAAUUUUACAAUAAUGGUACUUUUUCUGACUGUGGAUAAAAUAUUAAUCAUUAUGUUUUAGCUGUUGGAUUUGAUUUUGGAUAUAAUUGGAUACUCUAGAAUUCUUGGGGUUAUGGUUGGGGAGAAAAUGGAAUCAUCAGAUUAUCACCAGGAAACACUUGUGGUAUCCUCAAUUAAGCAUAUUAAAUUAAUUGA
Messenger RNA from Paramecium primaurelia, 930 nucleotides. The record is from the annotation of a GenBank genome assembly. Lineage: Eukaryota; Ciliophora; Oligohymenophorea; Peniculida; Parameciidae.